UCUUAUAUAGCUCAUUGCUUUCUUACCAUGUUUGUGAAAGGAAAAAAAAGGUGUCAAAGGUUAGGCUAAGUGGCAUUCACCUGUAGUAAUGCUCCCAGCCGCACAAUAAUGAAACUUGAACUGAAAAGCUUUGUUGUAGUUUCUCUUCAGCCGCAGUGACACAGGAAUUACUGCGCUGGAGACCGUUGCUACGGGCAACCGCGGCUCUCAGGUGCUCGUCUUCAUCUGUGUGUAGCAGCAGAGACGAGACAUGACCUGAAGUGAAACGUUUUUAAAGCUGCACACUGAGGACUUUUCUGACGGAGAUGACUGACAUACUGCGGCUGGUGCCAGAAGCGGACAGACGGAUUUUACCAACUCUCUCCCGGCUCUCUGAAAACGAUAUUAACUGUAUUUGGGCUGAUGUAUCCGGAUACAUUGAACGUCACAUGACCUUGCAGAAGGGGGUCCACCUGGCAGGACUGGGGACCUUCACCUUCUCUCAGCAGAAGUUGGAUAUAGGAAACAAAUUCAGAAUGAUCCAAAGACCCAUCUUCCUCCUGACUGGAAAACUAGUCCAGUCUCUGGGUUUAAAGCAGGUCAGACCCCUGGCUGCAGGUGAGCACAUUUUAGAAGAUGAACCUGAGGGUUUAUUUCACCAUAAACUCAUGUAACAAUAUAAAGAAAAAAGGAGUGCCACCAAUUGGAUGGAUUAUAAACAGGACAGGAGAAUGACAGGCCCUGAAAAUUUUAGAUUUGGAGACAUUUGAAUUUAAUUUUAUCAAACCACACAGUCCUGAUAAAGCAAGUUGAGAUAUUUAGUGGUAAACUCUAAUAAAUAAUAGAUAUUUUUUUACUUUGAUUGUUGCGUACUAAUAAAGUUACAGAGGUUAGAUUUAGGCAAGUUAAGUUGCUGAGGGAAAACAAACAUGUUGAUGACGUACCUUAAAAUAACUCAAAGUUCAUGCGGUUGCAAAUAUUGGUCUCCUGUGAAAAGUCCCCGUUAUGUGACCCAUCUACCACCACAACCUGCCUCAUAACCAUGGAUCUAUAAAGAGAACUGGAUAAAGUGCUGGAGAUGGGGCUUUGUUAAUAUGAAAGUUGGUCAGUGGUGCAUGAAGCCAAAAAUUGUUUAACUGCUGCAUUUAAAUUUACCCGGAUGAUUGGCACUCCUUCCUCACAGUGCGUCUAAAAUGGAUCGAAUGGAUUAAAUUUUGAUUUACAAGUCAUUUCACAGGAGUUGUGGCACUCAAAUAUAUUCAUCCACGGAUGUGGAUGAAUAUAUGUAAGUUAGUGGAAAAAGCUUUAGAUUUAGAGAUAGUAAGUUAGAUAGUAAGAAAGCUGAGA
Plectropomus leopardus (leopard coralgrouper) is the source of this 1326-nucleotide messenger RNA. The record is from RefSeq and is a predicted model, not a curated record. NCBI's taxonomy places the organism in Eukaryota, Metazoa, Chordata, Actinopteri, Perciformes, Serranidae.